Messenger RNA from Brassica napus (rape), 787 nucleotides. Its product is annotated as 40S ribosomal protein S13-2. Gene Ontology annotation, cellular component: ribosome; cytosolic small ribosomal subunit; nucleolus. The transcript is spliced from 5 exons. Lineage: Eukaryota; Viridiplantae; Streptophyta; Magnoliopsida; Brassicales; Brassicaceae. Gene Ontology annotation, biological process: translation. Gene Ontology annotation, molecular function: small ribosomal subunit rRNA binding; structural constituent of ribosome. The record is from RefSeq and is a predicted model, not a curated record. The coding region runs from base 168 to 623 and encodes 151 amino acids.
CUCUUAUAAUGGGCCUUUAUAAACAGAGCCUCUUUGUACUUUUGGAACGAAAAUGAAAAUGAGAUAGGGCACACAAACCAUAACAGGGUAUAUAACGCAGAGACCGAUUAGGGUUUUCUUUAGCGCAGUCGCAGCCGGACGAAGAACAGACAGCAACAAACGUCGGCAUGGGGCGACUCCACUCCAAAGGUAAGGGAAUCUCAGCUUCUGCUUUGCCGUACAAGCGUUCGCCCCCGAGCUGGCUCAAGACAACCUCCCAGGAUGUUGAUGAAUCCAUUUGCAAGUUUGCGAAGAAGGGUUUGACUCCGUCUCAGAUUGGUGUGAUUCUUCGUGACUCUCACGGUAUCCCUCAGGUGAAGAGUGUUACCGGAAACAAGAUUCUGAGAAUCUUGAAAGCUCAUGGUCUUGCUCCUGAGAUCCCUGAGGAUCUGUACCACCUGAUCAAGAAAGCAGUUGCUAUCCGCAAGCAUCUUGAGAGGAACAGGAAGGACAAGGACUCCAAGUUCAGGUUGAUUCUUGUUGAGAGCAGAAUCCACCGUCUUGCUCGUUACUACAAGAAGACCAAGAAGCUCCCUCCCGUCUGGAAGUACGAGUCAACUACCGCAAGCACUCUUGUGGCUUGAGUAAUCAUAGAGCUUGUCAAAGUCCUUCAUGAACUACAAUUUGAUUGCUGCAUUUGCAACUCUAUUUCUAUGACGAUGGAUUUUGUAUCUGUUUUUUUUUUUUAGUUUUUGUUGGGUUUACAACUUAACAAUGCGAAUUUUGAAUUGAAUGAAUACUUUUGAUA